Arachis ipaensis is the source of this 1683-nucleotide messenger RNA. NCBI's taxonomy places the organism in Eukaryota, Viridiplantae, Streptophyta, Magnoliopsida, Fabales, Fabaceae. The record is from RefSeq and is a predicted model, not a curated record.
AUGUCGGUGUUGAUAAAUGGUUCGCCAACGAGGCCAUUUAAGAUGGAAAGAGGUCUAAGGCAAGGUGAUCCGCUAUCCCCAUUCUUGUUUGUGCUUGUAGUUGAUGUUCUACACAGAAUGAUUAGCGAGGCAGUUAGGAACGGGCGGAUAACCCCUCUGUUUGUAGGGAGAGAUAAUAUAGAAUUGUCACAUCUCCAGUUUGCUGAUGACACUGUGUUGUUCUAUCCGCCAGAAGAGGAGACUAUAAAGAAUUAUAAGAGACUUCUACGAUGUUUUGAGCUGAUGUCGGGAUUAGCCAUCAAUUUUGAUAAAUCCAGUUUGAUCCCUAUCAACUGUGACCAACAGUGGGUUCGAAGUACGUGCAAUCUGUUGGGAUGCAAGGAGGCAACUCUCCUAGUCUGUUACCUUGGAAUCCCCUUAGGAGCCAAUCCGAGGUUGAUUAAGACUUGGAACCCAAUUAUAGAUAAAGUAGAGGAGAAGCUCAGCUUGUGGAAAUCUAAGAUACUCAACAAAGCGGGAAAAUUGGUGCUCAUAAAAGCAGUACUAUGCAGCCUAUCAGUAUAUUAUUUAAGCUUAUACAAGAUGCCGAAAGUGGUUGCAGAGAAAUUGAUUUCAUUACAGAGAAGGUUCCUGUGGAGUAAGGAGGAUGGAAGGAAUGGGAUGGCGUUGGUUAGCUGGGAUGUAGUCCAGACCCCAAAAAAGUUAGGAGGGCUAGGAGUUGGAAAUGCGAUGGUUCGGAAUACAGCACUCCUGUUUAAGUGGUGGUGGAGAUUCUCUAAAGAGGAGUGCCCAUUGUGGAAGAAGGUGGUUUGUUCGUGCAAUAAUCUCUCUCCUAAUAAGCUUUUAUCUUCCCAGACAUUACCUGCUAAAGGGGGUCCAUGGAAAGACAUAUGUCAGCUGCAGAUUAAGGAGCAACAUAUAAGAGACAAGAUGAUAACUGACUUGUCUAUGGAGGUAUUACAGGCGGAAACACUUCCGGAGGACAUAGCAAGCUAUAGCUUCACCAAGACAAUUUGGAAAGGAUUAGUUCCCCCAAGAGUUGAACUACUUGCCUGGUUUGUUUUGAUAGGCAGGGUGAACACUAAAGAAAGGUUGUGUCGUCUUGGAAUUGUUAAUCAGGAGGAGAACAUGUGUGUGUUAUGUAAUAAGGAUGUUGAAUAUAUCCACCACUUGUUCCUUGGUUGUGAAUUUUCUUGGCAGGUGUGGUGCGUUUGGCUAUCAGAUUUUGGUAGACCAUGGUCAGUCCCAGGUUCGCUGAAGGAACACUUCCAAAGCUGGACACGUGCUACAAAUAGGAAAGAGGAGCGCAAGAAGUGGUUCAUAAGUUUCUUCUCAAUUGUGUGGAACAUCUGGUUAAGCAGGAUGUGGGAAGUGAUGUUUGAAUGUCACAAGCUUCAGUUUCAGAUCAUUUCAGUACCGUAUAACAAUAGUCAUGCUAAAAUCGCCAUGCAUUCUGAAUUACAUAGGCAGAUUACCAGCUAUCUUGAAGAUGAACUCCUCUUUCUAUCAUCGAGCUUGACCAAGUGGAUUGGAGCUCAGAAAUCGUAUCUGGAGGCUAUAUCUGGAUGGCUCAACAAAUGUGUUUCAUUUAAACAAAAGUCAACCAGGAAGAGAAGGAAGACGCAAUCUGAGCUCCUGAGAGAUCAUGGCCCUCCAAUAUAUGCCACUUGCAUUGUCUGUUGA